CCCACAGUCCCAGGAGAAGGUCCCGGAUUCUGGCCCAGAUUCUCCGAUGUAAACCCUUGCGUUCCCUCCCCAGCAGGCAGGGGCUGUAACCGAGCCGUGCCCUCGUCGUCCGCCUCUCCCUCAUCACUUACUCAUCAUCCGCUCAUUCAAUCCGCUGCCUUCCCGUCUCUAUUAAGUGUCAAGUGUGUUCCGCGGCCCCCCCUCCCUCCUCCCGCCCCCAGGGGUACAAGGUGACACAAAAUCCACUUCCUGACGCCCGAGCUCAUAGUUUAUAAAAGGAAUGAAACCAGGCGGGCAACGAGCAUUUAUUAAGCACCUGCUGUGUGCCAGGAACCUUACCAGGGCCACAAAGAAGGAUCCCUUUCCCCUCCAUCACAUCAGGGUCAAAUAAGAGAUCCCUCCUCCCAGGUGUCUCCUCGUGUAUCUGGGAUAAACAAAGCUGGGGGGGGGGGGUCACCUGAGCUGGAGGGGCAGGAAGGUUUCCUGAGGGAGGGGGCACCUUCCCUCUCCGCCCCCCCCCCCAGGCCUGGGACGCUGCUUCUUCCUCCCCUCUGCAUCCUGGGACCCAGAGCCCGGAUCGGGCACCUCUGCCUCCCAUCCACCCCCGGGGAGCUGUCAGCCACAGCCCGGCCAUGUUCCGGCUCUGCUGCAGGGCCUCGGGCCAGUCUCUGCUCUCCGAGGGGACCCGGCUUCUUACCCCACAGGGAGGGGGUUAGAGGAAACGUCCCCGGUCCUGGAUCUGAGCUCUUGGGCUCCGACUACCUCCAGCUGCCCCUUCCCAGGGAGGGGCCGGAGCCCAGCCCCCUCCCCUCCCCUCCCCCCACACCCAGAGGAAGGGGGGAAGAUGAGGCCCUCUCCAGGUGAGAUCUGGGUUAGAAGGCCCGGGGAAGCCCCGGAAAGUUCCCCGUCACUCCAGUCAGCAGCAGCGCGGGGAACAGGUUGGUCUGGUCCCCGAGGCCGGGCCAGCCCAGAGGAGGGGAAGGCUCGGGCUCCCCGGCCCCUCCCUGCUUGUUCGUGGGGAGCGGCGGGAGCUGGGAGAGAGGGCCCCGACCCUGCCCCGUCUCAAUGCCUCCUCACCGUCCUGGCGCCGGCUGAGACUUCCCACACCGGGAGUAGCAGCCCCUCGGAGGGGCUCCAUGGCCUGGCUGAGCCCGGGAGGCUGCGUCUGGAAGGACUUUGUGUUCACAGCCUCCCUCCUGGCCUGGUGCGCUGCCCCUGGAUCCUGGGCUUAUCUCCUCGUCGAGAAGAUUCCCGAGGUGCCCCGGGAGGGCCAGGACGUGCUCCUGUCUGUCCACGGGGUCCCGGGGACCAUCCAGGAUUUCAACUGGUACCUGGGCGAGCAGACCGACGGCAGCACGCGGCUCUUCUCCUACAUCCCGGGCCUCCCCAGGCCGCAGAGGAACGGCAGCGCCAUGAGCGGGAGGAUCAUCUUCGGGUUCCCCAACGGCUCCCUCCUCCUCCGCCACGCUCGGCCCCGAGACAGCGGCACCUACCAAGUGGCCGUCACCCUCAAUCCCGACUGGACCGUAAAGGGCAGGACCGAGCUCCGGGUCGCGGAGAAAUCCGCGAACACCACGAAGUCCCAGCAGAGGGGGAAGGACGGCAAGAACUUGGGGCUCGCCCUCACCGUGGCCCUCAGCUGCCUGGGCCUGGGGGCCCUCCUUGUAGGCGGGGGCUUGGGCUACCUGCUGCUCACCUGCUGGAGGAGAAAAAGCCCGGGGCGCAAUAGAGCCAAACAGGACCUGGGAAGACACAUGUGCCACAAACGCGAGGCGGACGGCAACAACCAGUACGAGGUGAUCCUUUCUCCCGGCCCCCGCGCAGAGAGCAGCGGCCCCCAGCCGAGCCCCGCUGCGCCUCAGACCAGGAACCAGGAAGCCGAAGAGCACCAUUAUGAGGAGCUGCAGGACCCAGACCCCGCUCCCUACUGCCAACUCACGCCCACAGUCUGACCCGGAAACCCCCCCCUCCCCCCGGGGGGGGACUGAGCCCGGAGCCGCUGGGAAACAAAGCCUUUGCAGAAGAAGGUCUGGGCCCCGGGUCCGGCCUCUGGCGCUGCUGGGGAGGAUCGAGCUUGGCCCGAGUUCCCAGGAGGCCGCGGCCAAGUGCCGGCCCCGCCCCCCUGCUUGUGCCUCUGUCUCAUUAAACAAGACUCUCCCGGCCCCUCCCGGGGGGCGGGCGCCUCGGGGCUGAGCUCCUGGACCCCGAGAGGAGGAGACCCCUGCAGGGAAGCUGGGAGGGGAACCAACGUCCGGGCAAGCACUACCACGGGGCACCCACGCCCUGCACCACCCACCUGGGCACACAGGAGGGCGCUCUGUCUGGGAAGCUGGGAAAUCACCUGACCCUAGUUCCCCCUCUAGUAAACAGGGGGUGGGACUGGAUUGCAGGAGAGAAAGGAAUGUGCACUUAUUAAGUGCCUACUGUUUGCGGGCUGCUGUGGUAAGCAUAUCUCUAAAGAUCUUCUUUGAUACACCCCUGAGAGGUAGGGGCUAUUAUGAUGCCCAUUUUACAGCUGAGGAGUGAUUUGUCUGCCUCUGAUUCUUACUUCUGCCAUGGCUCUGGGCAGUUAGCCUCCCCAGGCCUCAGUUUUCACAUCUGUAAAAUGAGUCCCCUCUGACGUCAGAAAUGUAGGACCCAGUGAGACCUCGAUGUCUGCAGGAGAGGGCAGGAUCCUCCCCCAAGAUCUGCCUCCAGCUCCAGGACCGCUGUAACAGCCCCGCCCCUCCAUGGGGGGUCAUGAUAUCCAGCCCCCUGCCUCCGCCUCCCGGGUCACCAGAUCUUGGGCGUCCCAGGGAGGCGCGGUUCCCGUCACCAUGUUUGAUUGCUCUUCUCUCGGCACUGAAAGGACAAGGCUCCGCGGGGCUUCUUGGGCACCGGGAGGCGGGGAGAAGCCUCCGGGCACCUGAGGUCUCUUUUGGUUCGGACAAUAGGGCAUUGUGGGCAUUAAGUUUGGCCGGGGACGAGAGCGCCCGCCAGGGGGCAGCACAGCCACACACACGGAUGGCUUCGAACCGCGGGACUUUGUUCCUCUGUUUCCAAUUAAAAUUCCACCUUCGGAGGGUC
Messenger RNA from Antechinus flavipes (yellow-footed antechinus), 3066 nucleotides. It is a transcript of the gene CEACAM19, whose product is annotated as CEA cell adhesion molecule 19. Lineage: Eukaryota; Metazoa; Chordata; Mammalia; Dasyuromorphia; Dasyuridae. Bases 1137 to 1952 code for a protein of 271 amino acids. The record is from RefSeq and is a predicted model, not a curated record. The transcript is spliced from 7 exons.